Malaya genurostris is the source of this 1911-nucleotide messenger RNA. RefSeq lists its product as uncharacterized. Gene Ontology annotation, biological process: proteolysis. Gene Ontology annotation, molecular function: serine-type endopeptidase activity. NCBI's taxonomy places the organism in Eukaryota, Metazoa, Arthropoda, Insecta, Diptera, Culicidae. The record is from RefSeq and is a predicted model, not a curated record. The coding region runs from base 34 to 1455 and encodes 473 amino acids. The transcript has 5 exons.
UUCAGUUUUAAAUGUUCGGUCUUGUUAGUAAGGAUGAAGCGAUUGCUGCUUUUGAUUUAUUUUGUAACGAGGCAUGUUAUUUCGAGUGUAGUAUCAGUCGAAACCAUUUGCGGUGAGCGAAACGAUCCUAGCUGGAAAUGGAAUGUAAGGAUAAUUGAUAGGAUGCCCGUACGCGAUUCGAUACUAUGCGAUGCUACAUUAAUGAACGAUCAAUUUGUGUUAACUGUUGCCCACUGUUUGUAUGAUCUGAACGGUGAACCAAUUGACAUCCGGCAACUAUGGCUUUUGAUGGCGGACGGAUCUGAACUGUUAAUUAAAAAAUUAUAUUUUCCAAAGCAGUUCAACGUGGAAGAACUGGAGAAUGAUUUGGUGUUAAUCAUGCUGAAUCGUCGGGUGAUAUUUAAUGCGUUAGUGGGUCCUGUUUGCAUACCUGAAACUAACCGAGUUCAAAUUAAAAAUAUUGUUGUACCUUUGCGUGAGAGUGAAAUCCUACCGGUAAACGAUCCGGAAACUUGUCAAAAUAAUACAGCCAAAAUAUUCCAAAAGACAUACUCGGCAGCACUCUGCCUGGGAUUGUUCAAAGAAACCCACAAGUUUAACCGAAACGCUGGCAACGGUUUAUUUAAGUAUGAUGCAGGAAAAUGGUUUCUAAUUGGUGUGCAAAUGUUUGCUUCCGGAGAAAUCAAAGACCAACCAGAAUAUAUUGGAGCUAUCGCAUUACAACCCUAUGGAUUGUGGCUAAAACGGAUUUUAAAUUACCAUUCAAAACUACCCAGCUUCAGCGAAAAAGAGUGCGAAAAACUUCCCCUUCAAGAGAGCCGUCAGGUUAAUGACAAAUUUGCAUCGUACAGUCAUCCAACGGUUAACCUAUUGGAAUCACAAGGAAGUACUGCACGUACGAUUUGUCACGGUAUCCUAAUCAGUUCUCAAUUUGUACUAACAACAGCAAAAUGCGCUCGAAAAACAAAAACCGUGUUCAUUUCAUAUGGAAACCAAAACUUUGAGGGAUUCAAUAAUUUGACAUUUUACUACGAGCAAUGGGACGAAAAACUAGCUCUCAUUGACCUACAAAAAACUGUAAGAAUUCCUAAACUUUUGCUGAGCUGCUUAUGGAUUGAAAACGAUGCAGACAAUUUUACUUUCACUUCUCAAAUUAUCCACCAAAAUUCGUUUACUCACAUCGAAGGCAUCCAGGUGCAAUAUCGGACAAACUUUCCGCUUCAGGUGAAAUACUAUUGCUCACGGUAUCUUUACACAGGGCAAUUCACAAUUGCCGGCGAUGUAUUGACUAUCAGGGAACAGCAGAAUAACAAGCGCGAUCGAGUGAUAGGAAUUCUAGAUGAUGAACUGAGCUGUGAGCCUUGGGAUUAUUUUUACGAACGGCCAAAAACAGUAGAAGGCAUAAAUAUCAAUAUAUAUUUACCUUGGAUCGAAGAUGUCGUAUGGCGAAACUGAAUUAAGCAAACAAGCCAUUCGAGCAAAUUAGCAAUCCAGUAAUCUAGUAAAAUAUUAUACAAUGACGAAAUAAAUUACGAAUUACAAUAUACUUAUUAAUUUGAGAUAAGUAUGACUCUAGAUAAGUAUGACUCGGAUUUUCAUUUUUUGUAAAUAAAGUCAAUAACGCAAUUCCAGAAUCCAGAACCAGCUUUGGAGGUCUUGUUAUUUGAUGGCCAAACGAACCGAUUUCCGUAAUACCGGUCACCGGGUCUGAAGCAAUUACAUUAUUUAAAAAAAUAAUACGCGAUUUGACAAGCAAUUUGCUCAUGUGAAAAAACCACUCCAAUUGCGACAACCGGGACGAUCAACGGCUCGUAUAUUUUUUUGAAGAAAAACAGUUCGUUCAAUUCACUAAAUUAAAAAAAUACAGUACAUCGACUUUGAAAAAACUAUUUGGUAAGCUCACAAUACCAC